CCCUUUUUAAGAGAAAAAGCUAGGAACUGUGGAAAGAUCCCUAUACUGCCUCCCUAUUCUGAGGAAGUAGAAAUCUGUGAACUGUCAUUUCAAAACAAAAAUGAGUGAGAGGCAAGGUGCUGGAGCAACAAAUGAAAAAGACAAGACAUCUGGUGAGAAUGAUGGACAGAAGAAAGUUCAAGAGGAUUUUGACAUAGACAUGGAUGCACCAGAGACAGAGAGAGCUGCAGUGGCAAUACAGUCUCAGUUCAGAAAAUUUCAGAAGAAAAAAGCUGGGUCCCAGUCCUAGUAGCUACCUCAUAGUUUAAAGUAAUAGUUCUGAAGUGAUCUACCAUGACAUUAAGAAUUAAAAUUAAGAUGCAUGUACAGGAAUUCUAAAUAUUUAAAAUCUCAUUGGCAGGUAUAAAAAUAACCAGCUUGUGUGUGGCUUCAUCCCUGUGCUUAUCUCCCAUUCCACUUCUUCUGUAACUCACCAUUUUACUUGAUGUUGUAAUAAAAAGUUAGGAUGAAGUAAU
This is a messenger RNA of Gavialis gangeticus (Gharial), 515 nucleotides long. It is a transcript of the gene PCP4, whose product is annotated as Purkinje cell protein 4. Gene Ontology annotation, molecular function: calcium ion binding; calmodulin binding. The record is from RefSeq and is a predicted model, not a curated record. The transcript has 3 exons. NCBI's taxonomy places the organism in Eukaryota, Metazoa, Chordata, Crocodylia, Gavialidae. Gene Ontology annotation, cellular component: cytoplasm. The coding region runs from base 101 to 289 and encodes 62 amino acids.